Messenger RNA from Talaromyces atroroseus, 1002 nucleotides. RefSeq lists its product as hypothetical. Gene Ontology annotation, molecular function: quinone reductase (NADPH) activity. Gene Ontology annotation, cellular component: cytoplasm. NCBI's taxonomy places the organism in Eukaryota, Fungi, Ascomycota, Eurotiomycetes, Eurotiales, Trichocomaceae. Bases 1 to 1002 code for a protein of 333 amino acids. The transcript has 3 exons. The record is from RefSeq and is a predicted model, not a curated record. Gene Ontology annotation, biological process: cellular response to oxidative stress.
AUGACUUCUGUUUCGAUUCCACGGAGGAUGAAAGGCGUUCAGAUAAAGAACUUUGGCGACGCCGAAGUUUUGCAAUACAAGACCGACUUACCAGUCGGUGUUCCGGGGCAUGGAGAGGUCCUGGUCAAGAAUGAGUUCAUCGGCAUCAACUAUGUCGACGUAUACUGGCGCCGUGGAAUGAUGGGUAUUCCUCCCAACGGAAUAAUUGGCCGCGAAGCAGAGGGAACAGUUGUCUCUACCGGCGCCGGAGACGUCAACAGUCUCAAAGUUGGCGAUCGCGUCGUUUGGCUCGCCAUGGGCGGCUACGCAGAGUAUACCAUUGUACCCGCCUCGCUGGCUUAUCCAGUUCCGGCCGAUAUCAAACCUGGCGUCGCGGCUGCAGCGCUCUUACAGGGCCUUUUCGCCAUGUCCCUUAGCCACAAAAUUGUCCAGGUGAAAGAGGGGAAUUGGGCGCUUGUACAUGCUGCUGCUGGAGGUGUAGGGCUAUGGUUGUGCCAACUGCUCAAGGCCCUUGGUGCAAAGACGAUAGGCACUGCGAGCACAGCAGAAAAAAUGAAGCUUGCAGUGGAAAAUGGGGCCGAUUACGUGAUUAACUAUGAAGAGGAAAAGGACCUUGUGAAAACAAUUGAGGAGGUCACGGGCGGCUACGGGGUAGAUGUUGUGUAUGAUGGUAUUGGAAAGGACCAAACACAGAACAACGUGAAUGUUGUAGCGAAGCAUGGGACAAUCGUUACUUACGGCGCUGCUUCCGGAUUCCCGGCUCCCAUAUCCCAUGCAACGUUGACGGCGAAGAAUAUAAGGUUUGUAGGGCCUGCUGAAAGCGCGCUGAUGAGAAAUAUCGGAGGCGGGUUUGAGAAGUGGUGUGCAAAGCUCUUUGAUACCAUCGCGAACGACAAAAUAAAUGUUGUAAUUCAUGACACAUAUUCGCUUUCAGAAAUCGUGAGGGCCCAUAAAGAUCUCGAAGCACGGAAGACUACUGGGAAGGUUCUUGCGAAGCCAUGA